UCAGGAGGACUUCCAUCAGCUGAAAGACAUGACGGUCCCGACACAGAAGGAGCUUGUGAUCGAACAGGCCCUUUGUGAUGUCGGCUUUAGUUUGGUCGCCCGUCUAGCCAUGCAGACGAGGGUGCAAGUGUCGAGCACCGACAUUCGUCAACAUGCUGUCAGAAAGAGGACAGCAUCCGAAGCUGGACCUUCUCGACCGUCGAAGAGGCAUCAAACUUCAGUGCAAGUUCGAGCGGCACCAGCUCCAGUCGUCGCUUCAACACCGACUGAGGAAUCCGAUGCUUCAUCUGCAUCAGUUCCUGAGCCGAUCCUGGCACUGUCGGCCUCGACAGUGCUCCCUAUUGUGUCGUCCGAAGAAAGGGCGGCAAGGGAAACUACCGAAGCACCGUCGGUAGUUCCAUCAACUGAGGAGGUUCGGGUUGAGAUAGGAGAACCCGAAUAGUCUGCGGCUGCGGUAGUUGCUCCUUCAGCUGGGGUGCAGUCUAGUUCCAGCUUCUCCUCGCUUUUGAACAUGGGGCUGCUGACGAGGGAUCGGGGGAAAGCUUCGAUGACUUCGGUGAAAGAUGCAGCGUCAGAGGGCUGCAUGGUUCACUUCAACCUUCAAGUGCCUGGUGAUGAAUCGGCCCUGGCCAAUCCGACAUUGGCCAAGCAACUAUGGCAAGCCGCUCUUCUGUCGGUUGAUCGGGAGCACCUAAAGAAAUGGAUGGU
Molecule: messenger RNA, 708 nt
Organism: Elaeis guineensis (African oil palm)
Lineage: Eukaryota; Viridiplantae; Streptophyta; Magnoliopsida; Arecales; Arecaceae
Source: RefSeq, a predicted model, not a curated record